Messenger RNA from Microsporum canis CBS 113480, 1242 nucleotides. RefSeq lists its product as uncharacterized. The transcript is spliced from 7 exons. NCBI's taxonomy places the organism in Eukaryota, Fungi, Ascomycota, Eurotiomycetes, Onygenales, Arthrodermataceae. The record is from RefSeq and is a predicted model, not a curated record. The coding region runs from base 1 to 1242 and encodes 413 amino acids.
AUGCGCUUCCUUUUGAUACUGAGCGUGGCUUCAAUAGCCCUGGCGUCACCGCUUGCUGCCUCGCACUUGGCUCCUAGAGAAGAAGUCUUUCCUCGGUGUGCUGCCGACUGUAAAAAUCAAGUCCUCGCAGGCUCUCUGACACAAUGCUCGAAGGACGACCUAACCUGCCUCUGUGCAGACAAGGUAUUCCAGGGAGAAGUUGCCAAAUGCACAACGGCACAUUGCACAUCAAGUGAAGCGCUGACGGCGCAAUACCUCAGCUCUAGGGCCUGCAACAUUCCUAUCAAGCCGCGAUACGCUGAAGUAGACGCUGGCACACUCGUUCCAUUCCUAGCUGCCACCGUGUUUUUCUCGAUCAGGAUGGCUACCAAAAUUAUGCACCUAGGUGGCAACUGGGGUCUUGAUGAUUAUACGAUAAUGGUAGCAUAUGUCUUCUAUGCAUACGUCUUAGCCUAUAAAGCCCUGAUAUCCCUUGCUAAAAUAUCCGUCGGUCUAUUCCUGCUACGAAUUUUCCAGUCGACUACGUUCCGUUACGCUACGUAUGUCAUCAUAGGGAUCAACACAGCUAUCGCAAUCACAUGGAUACUGGUUGACGCCUUCCACUGCGUUCCUAUCCACCUAUCCUGGACGGCAUGGAAAAUGGAGGAGACCGGACGUUGCAUUAACUUCAUGACUGCGACGUAUAUCAACGGCUUUGUCAAUAUUACGGUAGACGCCAUUAUGGUGUCUAUGCCUGUAUAUGAGGUUGUGAAGUUGAAGUUGUCUCACCGCAAAAAAGUAGGGGUCGCAUUGAUGUUUGGAAUGGGCCUACUGGUAACGACUAUCGGAAUCGUGCGAGUGAUCGUUUUGUUCCAGCACGACCCGAGCAAAAAUCCUACCUAUGAGAUGGCGCCUCUGAACUACUGGUCUAUGAUUGAAUGCCAGAUAGCCGUUGUUUGUGCCUGUUUACCUGCCACUCGAGCGCUACUCAUACACUACGCUCCCGAAUUACUCGGCCAAGCCACCGAGACAGUAUCCCGAAAACGCUUGCAUACUUCGGAUGCAUCUACGUCCAAGGGAGGAUUCACCUCUAAUUCGGAGACACUGGUGCAGUCAAGAGACGACUACAUCUCUAAAACGGUCACUUAUUCCGUGAAUUCAACGGUAAAGUCCUAUGAGGGUCCUGCUGAGUCUUGCAUAAACCUGGUCCAGAUUGACAGGAGGCGAAUGGCUGAAACAAGCAUUCAACGCCCCAAACCCUAG